AUGCGGCUAGCAGAGGCAGCUCAACCCCAUCUCGAGGAGCUUCGCCAGAACGAGAACUACAACCUCGAUGGCCCCUUGACCGAGGUCGACAUCGACAUGCCUCUCACUCGCACUCAGGUCAUCAACCAGGGCGACAAGCAGAUGGUCGAGCUCAAGUUCGCACCGGACGACAAAGAAAACCCCUUCAAGUGGGGAAAAUGGAAGAGACGAUUCAUCUCGACACAACUCAACCUCAUGACCCUGUUCAUCGGUCUCGCUACUACUGCAUACAGUUCCGGUAUCAACAGCAUGACCGCCGAAUUCCAUCGCUCAACUGAGAUGGGUCAACUCGGUCUAUUCACUUUCAACAUGACCUGCGCCCUUGCUCCGCUGUUCCUGGCUCCAUUCUGCGAGCUUGUUGGCCGUAAGAUCAUCUAUGCAGGUGCCUACUUCCUCUUCUGUCUCUGCUUCAUUGGUCUUGCUCUUGGACAGAACAUUGCCACCAUCCUCGUCAUGCGUACACUUCUUGGUCUCUUUGGUUGUGUUGGUACUAUCCUUGUUGGUGGCACCUUCAGCGACAUGUACGACGUUCACGAGCGCGCCAGACCCAUGGCCUUCUUCUCAUACGUUGCCAUCCUCGGUACGGUCGGUGCCCCCAUCUAUGCCGGCUUCAUCGAUAUGACCAUUGGUUGGAGAUGGAUUGAGGGUAUCCAGGGACUGAGCAACAUUCCUCUCCUCAUCUGUAUCUUCUUCUUCUUCAAGGAGACUCGUGGAGGUGUUGAGCUUCAAAAGCGUGCCAAAGCUGUUCGUAAGGCCACCGGUGAUGAUCGCUACCAGAGCGCCAUGGACUUUGAAACCCCCAGUGUCCAGGCCAUGCUUAAGGCCUCUUCGGUCAAGGCUAUUUACAUGUUGGCCACCGAGCCUGUUGUCUUCUUGUUCGGUCUCUGGAUCGCCUUCUCCUGGUUCAUAGUCUUCUUGUUCCUGUCCGUCAUUCCCAUCACUUUCCAAGAGAAGCGUGGCUGGAAUGAGGGUGUUGGUGGUCUGCCCUACAUCUCGCUUUGUGUUGGUGUUACUCUCGGCUGGUUGGCCCACCACAUCCAAAUGAGAAGAUACCUUCGUCUUACCCAGGACCCCAACCACAAAGUUGUGCCUGAGGACCGUCUUUGGGCUGCUCUCUGGGGUGCCGUCUGGAUGCCUAUCGGUCUCUUCAUCUACAGUUUCACUCAGUAUGGAUAUCUGUCUUGGGUCGGCCCUACCAUCGCCCUUGCACCCAUCGCAUUCGGUGUCUACUUCAUCUUCGAGUCAACCUACAGUUACACUGCCGAUUGUUACGGAGAGAGCUCUUCUUCGGCCAUCGCUGGUCAGGGUCUUAUGAGAAACACCCUCGGUGCUGUGUCACCCCUCUUCGCUUCCCAGUUCUUUCAUAAUGUAGGCAGUCAGUACGCCGGCCUCAUCCUGUCGCUCAUCGCUUGCGUUCUCACCCUGGUGCCUUUCGUAUUCUACAAGUACGGACACCUGAUGCGUGCUCGCUCGAAGCUUGCCAUUGUCUACUAA
Messenger RNA from Aureobasidium subglaciale EXF-2481, 1533 nucleotides. RefSeq lists its product as uncharacterized. Lineage: Eukaryota; Fungi; Ascomycota; Dothideomycetes; Dothideales; Saccotheciaceae. The coding region runs from base 1 to 1533 and encodes 510 amino acids. Gene Ontology annotation, molecular function: transmembrane transporter activity. Gene Ontology annotation, biological process: transmembrane transport. The transcript is spliced from 2 exons. The record is from RefSeq and is a predicted model, not a curated record.